GUAUAGUUUGUCGAUGGCUCUUUUUUUUAUGGCGGUAGGCGCCUAAUAUUCACAUUUGUUUAUCUUGAGGUGUACGCAAAAAAACCUUUUAUACAUAAUAAACAAAUAUAGUUUAUGUAAAAGAAUAAAGUUCUGCCAUGGAAGAAGAUACAAAUUGUAUCAGCCUACUUGUUAUAGUGCUAGAUACAAAUCCAUCGCUUCGUCUAUUGCGCCAAAAUCCUCAGUAUCUUACACAAUUAAUAGAUUCCACGAUUGCUUUUGGAAAUACUCAUUUAAUGCAGAAAACUCAAAAUAAACUAGCAGUACUUUCAUGUCAUCACAAUGCGAGUGAAUACCUUUAUCCUGUAACGAGUCCGAUGGAAUUUCGACAAGUCGAUGGUCAAUACGAAGCUUUUACUCUAGUCGAGAAAACCAUAAAACAAAGAUUAUGCUCAAUAAUGAACUCUGCCCCAAAGAUCACAACACUAUGUGAGUCAAAGCUUGCGGGAUGCAUGACUCUUGCAUUGUGUCACAUCAAUAAUGUCCUACGACAUAAGGAUGACAAUAUCAAUAUUAAUUCGAGAAUCUUAGUCAUAACGGGAAGUAAUGAAUGUGCAUCACAAUAUCUAACUUACAUGAAUGUAUUUUUCACUGCAAGAAAGUUGAAAAUUGCAUUAGAUGUUUGUGCUAUUGACAAAACGUUAAAACUGUUUCAACAAGGCUGCGAUAUUACAGGUGGCCAUUACUUAAGAUUGCCUCAAAUAGAAGGAAUGUUGCAGUACUUGCUUUGGGUGUUUUUGCCAGAUCCACAAUCAAGAAAAAAACUGGUGCUUCCUCCAGUUGAGAAAGUUGAUUAUAGGGCAGCUUGUUUCUGUCAUAGAGAAGUUAUAGAUAUUGGAUAUGUUUGUUCAGCAUGUUUAUCAAUUUUCUGCAAGUUUAGUCCAAUCUGUACAACAUGCCACACCGUUUUCAAAACACCUCGUCCUCUUGCUCUUAAAACAAAAAAAAGGAAAAAAUUCUAAAUAAAAUAAAAACAACAACGUAACAGCAAUAAAAUUUGUCGUUAAUUGCUUUUAAAAUGGCGGAUUUAAAAAUCAGUGCUUUCAUACACUUUUACAAUUUGAUUGGGUUUUUGUUUAGUAAUUCUUAAAACUGUCCGGAAAUUUUCGAUUAAAAAUGCCAAUCGAAUAAAUUGUAUUUCUUUUUCCGAUUCUGCA
Episyrphus balteatus (marmalade hoverfly) is the source of this 1196-nucleotide messenger RNA. RefSeq names its product general transcription factor IIH subunit 3 (gene Tfb4). The coding region runs from base 138 to 1001 and encodes 287 amino acids. NCBI's taxonomy places the organism in Eukaryota, Metazoa, Arthropoda, Insecta, Diptera, Syrphidae. Gene Ontology annotation, cellular component: transcription factor TFIIH core complex; transcription factor TFIIH holo complex. Gene Ontology annotation, biological process: nucleotide-excision repair; regulation of DNA-templated transcription. The transcript has 6 exons. The record is from RefSeq and is a predicted model, not a curated record.